GUACAGUGUACCGGUACCGGCGGCUCAGUGCACUACCAGUAGCCAGCUAGCCUGCAUGAAAAUAGUCAACGACGGGGAGGAAAUUCCUUGAAAAAAGAUUUAACCUUAUCCCUUUCAAACGACGGACCCGCGUGGCUUCUGGUGAAAAGAAGUCAAACACCACACACAAAACAACCAUGGCGACAAACGCUUCUUCGAAUGCAGCCGCAGCUCCUAACAAUUCCGGGGGCGGAGGCAAGAAAGCCGUACAUGUGAAGUGGGCUGGGAAGACCAUUGCCUUGGGCACAUUCCCCGCAGCCGAAGCUGACGAGAAAUGCGCUCGUGCCAAAGCUCUUACUAGAGCUUGGCGAUCUACCAUGCGCCCAAAACCAACCCGUGAUUGGGUCAUGUUAGAACUCGAACGCCUGGGUGUUCGUGUUGUGUCUGGACGAUUGGGGAGAAAGGCGGGAGAAGAAGACGAUGCUGAAAAGAAGGCAGCAGAGAUGGCCCGUGGUGGCCCCCCGAUUGACCGAAGUAACAGUAUUGGUUGGCCUUCAUCCGACGCAGAUUUCAACAGCCUAAUGCAGCAACGUCGAUCUUCUUCGAUAGGCCUCUCCAUGAUUGGAGAUGACUUGGAACGUCGUCGAUCUCUCGGUUCUCUGGGUCAGGUCGUUCUAGAUGGAGGAGACCCCGGAAUGCCUCCACACCGCCCACUCGUGGGCGGAGGCGCCGCUGCAGCCUACGAAGCAGCACGUGCAGACCAUUACGCUCAAAAGAAUGCCGAACAACAGCGACGCGCGUCAAGCCUUGGGCUUGGAAUCGGCGGAGGCAACCUAGGAGGAGGAAUGCCUCAAAUGGGAUUCUCGGUGAACCCCAACCAGCACUAUGAGAUGCUUAAGUUGCAUCACAUGAAUCUUUUGAAUGAGAUCCAGGAAACAACCUUGAUGAUGAACCUCUACCAGCAGCAGCAGCUCCAACAGCAACAGCAACAACUCCAACAGCAGGCAAGUGCGGAACAAAUGGGAGGAGGGGAUCCGCAAAUGGCGUUAUUGCUCCAGCAGCAGCAGAGUGCUGCCGCUGGCGCACCUGGCAUGGACCCCAUGUUUGGCCAGCAACGUGGUUCUCUAGGGCUGGGGGCUACAGGAAGCCAGAACCAGCAGAUGGAACAACUUCUUCGCCAGCAGCAAAUCAUGCAGCAGGGUGCUGGCGGCGGUGCUGUCGCAGCAGCGGCUGCUUCUUCGUCUGCGCCCGCGUCUCAGGUCGAUAUUCUGAAGGGACAGCAAGAGCAGGCCGCGCUUGAAGAUCGACUUCAGAAAUUGAAAGAGGACAUCGCGCGCCGUCAGAGGGAAGCAGAUGGCCUCGAGGCAAAGGCGAAAGCUCAAGGUACUGAUGCCAACGGAGGCGGAGGAGACGAGAAGAGGAAGGCAGAGGACGAGGGUGAUGCUCCUUCCAGCAAGAAAGUCAAGACGGAGCCGCCCGGCGAUGACGAGGAGAAAGCUGAGGGCGGAAAGGACGCCAGUUGAGAAGCGCAUGCGAAUUUAUCAAAUUGGAAAUGAAACUGAGCAGAUUCAAUAACCAAGCGCGAGGAGAAAGGAUUUGCGCACUGCGUUCGAGAAGUCUGAAUGCAACUUUACUACAAGUAGUUGUAAUCCUAGUGUAAAUGCAACUGCAAACCG
Seminavis robusta is the source of this 1655-nucleotide messenger RNA. Lineage: Eukaryota; Bacillariophyta; Bacillariophyceae; Naviculales; Naviculaceae. The record is from the annotation of a GenBank genome assembly.